UUUUUCCGAUAAAUUCAUUUAGUUUUCUCAUCAUAUUCUCUCAUACAUCAAACAACUCCUCUCUCUUUAAUUUUCUCAACUCUUUCGAUCUUUUACCUCUUAACCUAAUUAGCAAUGGCAGCAUCAACCUCUUCUUCAUCUUCUUCCAAGAAGAUAAUCCUUAGGAGUUCUGAUAAAGAGACUUUCAACGUCGACGAAAAGGCAGCAAUGCUUUCUCAAACCAUCAAGAACAUGAUCGAAGACCUUGGUGAUAGCACCGAUCCAAUUCCGCUACAUAAUGUUACCUCUAAAAUUCUCUCUAAGGUAAUCGAGUAUUGUAACAAACACGCUGUUGCCGAUAACUCCGUAGCUGUAAUGUCUGAUGAUGAACUCAAGCAAUGGGAUAAGGACUUCCUCAAUGUCAACCAAAACACCCUAUUUGAUCUUAUUCUUGCUGCAAACUACAUGGAUAUUAAGGGAUUGCUUGAUUUAACUUGUCAAUGUGUGGCCGAUAUGAUUAAAGGAAAAUCACCGGAAGAGAUAAGGAAGCACUUCAACAUCGUGAAUGAUUAUACACCCGAAGAAGAGGAAGAAGUUCGAAGGGAGAAUCAAUGGGCAUUCGAGUGAUAGAUUGGAAAUUACUAGAAUAACUCCAUCAUUAUAUUUCGUUCUUUUUAUUUCA
This is a messenger RNA of Chenopodium quinoa (quinoa), 661 nucleotides long. Its product is annotated as SKP1-like protein 1A. Gene Ontology annotation, biological process: SCF-dependent proteasomal ubiquitin-dependent protein catabolic process. The coding region runs from base 115 to 606 and encodes 163 amino acids. The record is from RefSeq and is a predicted model, not a curated record. The transcript has 3 exons. Gene Ontology annotation, cellular component: cytoplasm; nucleus. Lineage: Eukaryota; Viridiplantae; Streptophyta; Magnoliopsida; Caryophyllales; Amaranthaceae. Gene Ontology annotation, molecular function: cullin family protein binding.